Messenger RNA from Anopheles funestus (African malaria mosquito), 6510 nucleotides. RefSeq lists its product as uncharacterized. The record is from RefSeq and is a predicted model, not a curated record. The coding region runs from base 979 to 4683 and encodes 1234 amino acids. Gene Ontology annotation, cellular component: nucleus. Gene Ontology annotation, molecular function: transcription regulator activity. The transcript has 2 exons. Lineage: Eukaryota; Metazoa; Arthropoda; Insecta; Diptera; Culicidae.
UCCAACUCUCGUUCGUUUCGUGCGUUCGGCUGUUUUCGUUCGGGGCUUCGCGUUGCGGCUUCGGCCCCAUUGCUCGGUCGCUCGGACGGUGGAGCGAUCAUGAUGGCGCGUUGAUGGCGGCCACACCAAUGGCUGCUCGAUAUGGGGGUAGUAACAUUCUGUACGCCGCACAACACAGUCCUGGGGAGCGUGUGUGGUGCGUUUUUCAUUCGUAGCGCCGUACCAGCGCAGCACACGUUUUCGUAACGGAAAAUACGUAAGGAAAUAUGGCACGUUUUGUACCGACCGUUUUGUGAUAACCGUGUGCCGCGACAGCACACACAAAGUGCAACCGUGGAAUUAGUUACAGCACACUUUACUUUGUUUAUUAGUGGUUAAAAAAGCAGAAAAAUUGGUGGUUUUAAAUGUGUCCCCGGUACUGUCACACCGGCUCUGAUUGUUGAUUGUUCGUGGACGAGCUUUUGCUGCAUUUUGUACCAAAAGCAAGAAUAAAUUGUACUUAAAAAAGUUUACAAAAACAGCAUAAAGGGAAUUUAUUGAUUAUAAAUCAAUCGAAGCAACCCACUGUAAUGAUUGUGUCAGUUGUGUGAGCAUUUCAAACUGAGCAAAACACGUGUGAAAGAAUAAAACCAUGUGAAUGAAAUUCUCUAUAAAACGAUGUAGUUUAGUGUCGAACAACAACCAAAUAAAACAGAUCGUAACAUUUAAAAAGGUUAAUACGACUAUAAGAAAAGAACAGCGGUUGCAAAUACGUAGCAAAUAAUGGACGUGAUAAGAACGUAACGGAAAGGUCGCUACCAUUAAAAUUCUUCCCCUUUUGAAAACUCGUAUUCUGUCCACAAAAAAAUCCAUGGUUGACAGUGUCACUGCAUCAGUUCAAAACACCGGAAAAUCAGCUGUCCCAAGCAAAGGAAAAGCCGGCUACCCUUUCCACACCAGUGUGCAGCAUCAUCGUAUGAACAGCAUUCAACACUGAAAAUGGGUCAAGAUACGGAAGCAACCACGGCCACGGCUGUCACCAGUAUGCCCAUCACCAUUACCACUAGCACUAGCAACAGCACGACGCCGUGUGGCAACAAGCGCAAAUAUGAAGAAAUUUCUACCAGCACCGUACCGGCGGCUUCGGUUGCGACCACCGACAGUGAAAUGACGAUCGUCGAUGUGGUGCAACACGAAUGUCCGGAAACGUUCCCGAACCGACCGGAACCGGAGUGUAGCGAUGGUAUUAAGGCAUGCAAAAGUCCUCGGUACGACGAUGACAUGCAGCAGGAGAAUGGUUCCGCGCCACACAAAGAAGUACAGUCGUCAUCGGUGACGAUUGUGCCGACGAAGGACGAUGAAAGCGGUAUAAGCAUUAGUACAACUAGCGCCACGACGACGACGGUGGAAAGUAGCAUAAGUAACGUUUGUAGUAGCACCAGCAGUAGUAGCAGCAUUACGGUCAGUAGUCCCUUUAUAACGGCGUCUCCGACGAUCCUGAGUCCGACGGCACCGAUUCUGCUGUCCGCCCCGUUACCGGCCGAACCGGAGGAGAAUGCCAUCGCGAAGCUGGAGGCCGUAGCCGUACCGGGCGAAACGGCCUGGAACUGUGAACCGAUUGUGGACAGUAUCAGCAAGCUGCAGGCUGUUGCAGUCCCGGGCGAAGCGUGGGGCAGUGCGUCCGAUAGUACACGAUCGACGUUGGCCACCACACUGCUAGUGGCGGACGAUCUCGACGAUGAUGAUGACGAUUUCGAGGAUGAUUUCGAUGAUGACGAGACGAUCCUGCCGGGAUAUUCGUCGAUGCGCUAUCCGUGUUCACCGAACCGGGGCACAACGGUAGCAUCGAUUGCUGGGGCAGGAUAUGCCAGUCCGGCCUACCCGAAACCGGGCUACUUCCCCGAACCGUACCAGAACUGUGCCCGUACGGGUGCGGCUAACAAUGGUGCCCAACAGUACGCUAAUCGGGGGUACGGUUGGGCCCAGCACGGUUACUACUCGCCGCCAUACGAAGCACCGACAUCGCAGCAAACGAUCCGAUGUGCGGAGAAUGGCAAAAGUUACUUUGAGCUUGGUUCGGCUAACUACAGUAAUGCGGCGGCCGCUGCUGGGAUUGGUGCGGGUGGAUCUCCCGGUCCGAUGAAUCCGGCCAUACCGAUGGGAUCGGCUCAACAGCAACAGCAGCAGCAACAACAACAGCAACAGCCUGGUCCAUUCGGCGGUCCUGGUGUUAUGCCCGGUGCAAGGCCAGGCCAUCAUCUGAAGCGAUGCUGUGACGGGCGCAACAUGUCCUGCAGUAAUAAGCAAUGCUACAAAGAGCGUCGCCUGAAGAUGAUGAAUCUGUCGAUGUUUAAGCUCGCCCGUUUCCGGCAAGCUUCCGAUCAGUCGCUUUAUCGUUCGGUUUUGAUAUGCAACACGCUGAAAUCGAUCGAGCGGGAAAUUGACAAUGAAAACAAAGAGUUCAGUCAGCACCAUCAACAGCAACAGCAUUUCCAGCAACACCAGCAACAUCAUUACCAUCUGCAGCAACAGCAGCAACAGCAGCAACAACAGCAACAGCAGCAGCAUGCAGGCAUGCAUCAUCAACUUUCACCGUUACAACCACCACCACCACCCCCACCACCUUCAACCACGGGUACAUCCGGUUCGGAUUAUUUCGGCAAUCGUAUCGGUGCACCGAAUCCCGCCAAUCGGCAAACCGCGCCAGUUGGUGCUGCAGGAGGUGCAGCAGGAUAUGGUGAUCCUUCCACGAUCACGAUGCAGCUGUCACCGUACGAUCAGCAGCAGCAGCAGCAACAGCAACAACACUCGCAACAACACAUGCUCCAUCCUCUGCAUCAUCAUCAUCACCUACAGCAUCAUCAUCAUCAUCCGCAUCCUCAGUCUCAGCAGCAUCAACAGCAGCAGGAACAACAACAAAUGCAGCAACAGCAACAGUUGCAACAACAGCAUCAUCAUCUUCAUUUGCAGCAGCAACAUCAGCUACAUCCGUUGUCACCGCAUCUGAACAGCAAUGGGCAUCCCCAUCCACUGAAGGAUCCACAAUCGGGACGGGCAACUCCUUUCCCUGCGACAAACGGUGCGACAGCUAGCGCGGUUGUCGAAAUUCCUGCAAUCGGUAGUAAUAAUGGUAGCAGCAGUAGCAACAGCAGUAGUGGCAGCAGCAGCAGCAGCAGUGAUGAUAAUUGCCCAACCACCACUAAUAGCAGCAGCAAUGGCAGCAACAGCAGUAGUAAUAGCAGCAGCAGCAGCAGCAGUAGUACCAGUAGCGACAUUAGCAGUAAUAAUAGCAGUACAAGCAGUAGUACUUCCAGUACCUACGAGCAGCUAGUUCACAGUCACCAUCAUCACCAUCAUCUUCACCAGCAGCAACAGCAGCAACAGCAACAGGAUCAGCAGCAGAUGCAAGCAAUACACCACAGCAGUCAGCAUCAUCUGCACCAUCAUCAUCUUGAGACGGAUGCGAACGGGUUCACCGAUGACGAUUGUACACGUCCCAUCAAUUGGGGCUCGGUGCUGAGUUUAUCCUCCCAGUCCGCACUGGAUCCGCUGAAUGGUAGCGAUCUGUUCGUGACAUCUCCGACCGGCCCAGUGCCGGUAGUGGUGGACGACGAUACGUCUGCACCAUCGUCCGCGAAUGUAGUCGUCGUUGUGGAUAGCUGUGAUGAGAGCGGUACAUUACCGUCCUCCCCAAAUGUUGCCAGUGCCGUGCCAUCGCAGGUGUCCGGUGAGGAGGGUGUACCCGGUGCGAGUACAUCAUCCGGGCCCGAAGCUGGGAGUGAUAUCGUCGGUGGGAGUAAUUCUAAUGGAUCUGGACCGAAUGGAACGAUUGGUGGUGAUACCGCAUUAGCGCAUGUUGAUGGUACAGCUGAGGUUACGGGGAACAGUGGUAGCACUAGUAGUAGUCCCAGCAGCAACAACAACAGUAGCAGCAGCAACAGCAACAACAACAACAGCAGUAGUAGCAAUAGUAGCAAUAGCAACAGCUCUAGCACCAUUGGCAACAGUACAAAUGGCUCCUCGAACGGUGGCACUUCGCCGGGAGCGUGUGAAGUUGACAGUGACGUAGAUAUGGAAGUAGCGACCGGUAGCGGACCCGAAGGUGAUGUCGUAGAUGAUCCGACCGUACCGGCCGCACCGUCGGCAACGGUGGCCGAUGGAAGCGACGAUCACGAUCGUUCGAUCUCUCCCAGCUCCACGACCACACUAACCUCGCUGACGACGCUUACCAGUAGUAAUAGUAGCGCUCGGCCAGACACUAGCCAUCUGACGACGCUGACCAGCAGUAGUGCGGCUUCAUCUCCGCUGCUCUCAUCCUGUGCCUCAGCCCUGCAACACUACAGCAGCUUGCAGCAGCAGCACCAGCAGCAUCAUCACCAUCAUCAUCACCAUCACCAGCAUCAUCCGCAGCAACAGCAGCAGCAACAGCAGCAACACCAUCCGUUCCAUCAGCACGGUAUACACGGUAGUAGCGGUACGGGCAGUUCGAGCUGCUGGGAGUUUGCGUACCUGGACAUGGAUCUCGGCACGACCCACGAGCUGUACGAUAUGUUCCCGAGCUGCUACAAAAUUACCUCGUUCAACACUGGCGACCAUGUGGACGUGCUUGGGCUGAAGGGUCCAAUGCUCGAGGGUCCUAGUAAGGUUGUGUGCGGUGACAAUGAGAUGGACUCGUUCACGACCCACAUCAUGGUUGGCAGUUAGUAUUGAACGGGUGGUACCGUGCAUCGGAUGCGUGGAUCCCGCCGCUAAACCGGUGACCGACCGAUGGCUGUGUGCAAUGUGCGUGCGUGCGUGCGUGCGCGUGCAUGCAAUGGUUCCUUAUAGCUAGUGUGGGUGUAUAGGUUUUAUGGGGUGUGUAGGUAUAUGAUGACGGCCACGCCGCUAGAGAAUCAGAUGGUCAGGCUGGAUGCGCUAGCAAUAAUGUUGUAGGCUACAUGCAGGAUUUGAGUAAAUGUAACGAGCGAUCGUCUGCUGCCUAUUGCUUAUCUAUUACUUUCGCUUUUUCCUAUUGUUUCCUGUUUUGUUCCCUAAUUAUGAGAUGGUGUCAAAGUCAAAUUGGAAAACAGUAUUUUUUGUGGUGUAAAUGAUUGUGCCAUAGCCACACACCAAGUCCCUCCACAGCCAACUCACAAAACCCCCAAUCAGCAUCAAGUAACAUUCGUAUGUCUGUCAGUUCCUCUGCUAUUUUACAAUCCAAUCGAAGAUCAUGUAUUUUCUUUGUUUGUGAAGAAUAUCUGCAUGUUUGUGGAUAUCUUUAUUUUCCUUCCAUUUUUCUAGUCCACUGUUUCUUUCUCAAAUUGUUACCCGUUUUUUGGCUGGAACCAUUUCCACUUUGGAUUGGCAUUACUAGAUUGUGGCAAAGCUAGGACAAAACGUGCAAGACAAACAUGUGUCAAUUGGAGGUAGUGCGACGUAGUAAUAGUAGUACACAUGCUAUUGUUUUAUCACUACCAGACCAGAAACUUUUUGUUUUUUUUUGUUUGUUUUUAUAAACGCUACUAUUGCUACACCGAUAAGGAUGAAUGCGUUUGAUUUUAUGGAUAUACAUCUCUCCUCAGCACAUACUACUACUACUACUACUACUACUACUCAUCCCAACAAUCGCUCGAACAGGAACUGAAAUUUAAGUGAAAAGAAAUUCAAAAGCAUUAACAAAAGUGUUCGUUUUGGGCAGAACCGAAUUCAAAAUCGAAAACAAUCGAAGUGAUGUAUUAUAGGUGGAAAAGAAGAGCGAGAUUAUAUCUAUAUAUAUAUAGAAUGUAGUGUAGUAGAAUCCGCAAACGGAACAAUUUAUUAGUAAAACAGCAAGCAGCAGCAGUUUGAACAUUUAAUGUUGGUAGAAAGGAGUUUAAAAUUGCAAACAAACCGUUGAUCGUUCGUUCACUGUAAUAACAUUACACACGGGAAGGAAAACGGUACGCGAUGUAAACGAUGGCAUCUUUUAGAACAAAAUGUAAUGUGUAAUUUGUAUGUGUUUGUGCGUGUAAUUGAGUGUAUAAGGGCGAAGGAUGCUGCUUGCGUUUUAAUGCUGAAGAAAAGCAGCAACAACAACAACAACAACAGUUCUUAGGUGGUGUAUAAUCUUCAUAGUUCAUAGAGUUCAAGUUCGAGUAAGCGAAAGAACAAAAAAGAGUAAUUUAUUGAUCUAUAAAUAUACAUAUAUAGACCGUAUAUAUAUAUAUAUACACACAACACUAACAGUUAAGCUGUAAAUAUAAGAUUGUGUAGCGCAAAAUGGCUAGGAGGUACAGCAGAAGGAAACAAAUGAACAAGCAUCCCUAGCAUUUAAAAGCAGAAAACGAAGCAGCAAGCAAAGGAGAGAAAGAGAGAGACAGCGCUGCUACUAAGCACAAAACCACGAUGGCAGUUGUUCGUCCGUAAUCAACCGCACCCACCCGCGGCGCGUUUGAUCGGACGUGAUCUUAAUCUAGCGAAAAAGAACAAAAUUACAAACAAAUGAAAACGGAAAAAAUAACAAAUGGCGCGAGUAAUAAAUCAGACAAAUUACUGCAAAAUAUUUAAAUCGAA